This is a messenger RNA of Dicrocoelium dendriticum, 1568 nucleotides long. The record is from the annotation of a GenBank genome assembly. NCBI's taxonomy places the organism in Eukaryota, Metazoa, Platyhelminthes, Trematoda, Plagiorchiida, Dicrocoeliidae.
UCCGACAAAGAGGAUAGAAUCAAACAGAUGCAACUAAUGGAACUGUCCUUCAGACGAGAUUCAUGGCGCUCCCGGCCGUGCAAUCGCAACUGUGUGACUGAUCCGUCGUGGUCACUAGAACCUGGUUCUUCUUUACCGCAUGCUGCAAACUUGCUCAACUUUAGCUACUGCUAUCCACAACCUUCAUUAUUUCCAGCCUUUCAGGACGAUGGACAACAUCACCACUUGCCUCAUCAUCCUCAAUUCAGCGCAUUGGGUCAACCAUCCACUCCUACACUAUCUGGAACAAAUCAACACAGUUCAAUGACGAGUUUGUCCCAUCAGUUCCCUCCAAAUUUCAACACCACAGUUUUACUCGGCCAUGGUCCGCUACCCGGGUGCUUCAAUGGCUUAUACACUCCGAAUUCGGGACAGCCCCAAACAGGGCCAGCGGUUGCCACUUCGCUCACUGCUGGUUCUCUUGCUAUGGCGCCAAUGAGCUAUUGGCAUGGUCCACCGAUGUCUCAACUGACUGACUCUCAUCCAACUGUUGCAAUGAACAGGCUAGGGUUACAUGAAGACAGUACCGUAACGCCCAUGGGCGGCAGCAUUCCAAAUACCAACAUCGUUAGUGGCAGCAGUCCACCAUUACAACCUGGAAAUGGCACCGCCUACCCCGUGUUUUUGUCGCAACCUAUGCAAUCACAAAUAUGUGGUAUGCUGCCGGACCAAGCGGCUCAGUAUGUCUUCGCUGAUUUCACUGCGCCCUGCCUCAACAGUGCACCUGACAUGGGUGUUCGGGAUGCAUCGAUACCAACUAGCGGCGGCUUGCGCUCCACUCUCUAUCCGUCCGCUGGCUGGAGCGCUUGGCCAGCGGGUGCAGAUGGCAACUUUCUAAAUGGACCUCCCAAGUAUGGUUCGAAGCAGCGAUAUUCACAAAAGCACGCUUACCACACUAAUUAUCAUUCAUCACCCAGUGCGGUAAAGUCGUCCACCGGAACUCGUUGUUCAAGCCGGUCAACAGUGGUUUCCGUGAAGGUGAGUCAGCAUACUCACCAUUCUCUCAAAUGCAACGGCGAUAUACCUAAAGGGAAAGGAAAUACAGGGUUCUCUAGACAGAUUAUUCCUUCGAAUGAGUCGCAUGACAAGGGAUUCAUACCCCAGCCAUGUACGUCAACCCCUGUUCAGCUUCCAAAAAAGUCCACAUCGACCACUGGGAACAGAUCCAGUGCUCGCACCAAAUGUGAUGUCGAUUUGGAAUGGCCGAGGCUCAGUGCCACGACACCCAACUCUUUAAAGAAUAAAUCGUCCCCUGGACUCACGGCUUCCGAACCCUAAUCUCAAUCCUCCAUUCGUCGGGUUAGAAUGAGUCGCCUUCAUUUUGCAUCUAGACGAUUACAAGCUGCAUCCCCUUUCUCCGUCAAAACUGGUUGCGUUCUCUUGUAAGGGGCAUCCUUCGCCCUGUCAUCUUCUCUCCAUGUGAUAUUGAUACGUAUUCGUUCAUUGUUUUCAGCGGCAUGCUUUUUUGUGUCGAUGAACUUGUAUUUCCUGGACGCCAUUUUCUGCUUUUUAUAAAAACUUAUACUUCA